Amorphotheca resinae ATCC 22711 is the source of this 1492-nucleotide messenger RNA. RefSeq lists its product as hypothetical. The transcript has a single exon. Lineage: Eukaryota; Fungi; Ascomycota; Leotiomycetes; Helotiales; Amorphothecaceae. The coding region runs from base 1 to 1287 and encodes 428 amino acids. The record is from RefSeq and is a predicted model, not a curated record.
AUGCCACUGAUGGCAAAUCAAGCCCCUGUGGGGAGUGAUCGCCAACCUUCAGAAGUGCGAUUCAAGGAACUCAGUACCCUGGAAGAGGAACAUGAUGCUGGUUACGAGGCUUUUGAGGAUUUCGUCGACGAGUUUCUGAGAAGUGAUAUGGAAGCCUCUAUAUUAGGUCUGUCUAUGGCAAAACAAACAAAACCCCCAGCGCUUCCACAAAGGAGCGACAGACGUCUCUCUAAAGCUCUCGAGAUUGCUAUGGUUGAACUGAAAAGCUUGGAUGGGUCUACAACGCAAAAGGAGGUGCAGCAGGAAACAGAAGGUUCGGACCCGCACGAACGGUAUCUGUCGAGCGAGGAAGACGCUUCACUCUCAGACGACUCGGAGUCACUCCUCGAAUUUGAAUCCUCUACUAGCAGUGAGGCGAAUUCUCCCCGUGCUCCACCAUCCCGAGCUUCUAGUAAGAUAUCCCAGGAGGAUAUGGCGACAGUGGUAUCAUUCACAGCUGUAGGAAAACCACGGCUAAUCGAAAUAUCCCCCAACUUCUCUGUCUCCAAAACGCAAGAGCCAGUUUCCUUCGCUACCGCCUCCAUCGCCCCUAUUCCCAAACGACGUCGGCCGGUGCCCAUCAUGUACCCCUCUCCACUCCGCUAUCGAUCGGUGUCCUCUACAGGGUCCACACAAGCACAGGCUUCGAACGCUGUUACCCAACCCCAACCUUACGAAACCAAUGCCUCGCCACCAUCACUACCUCCGCGAAAAUCGUCGAGGGCUGCUUCCAACGUCCCAUCCAAUGUUGCACCCACAAAGCACGAGUUGAUGACCUCCAACCCCUUUCCUGUUAUUGAAACACAAGAGUUAUCCCUCUCAAACCUUGAGAGUAGCUCUGAGAGUACGCCUGUAACACCAAAGACGCCAAUUAGUAUGGCAGCUGCGGUCUGGAAGACGGGUCUGAAUCGAACUUUGAGCAAGGCCCGAAAACAUUCGAUGCCGAGAAUGUCAUCAGCAUACACGGCGGGCAUUGUCGCACCACGAACUGUGUCGAAACCGGGCUUGGCGGAUAUGAUUGAAGAAGAAGAAGAACCAGUCGAGUUGGAUCCAUGGAAACAACGCCAGAGGUCGGCAACGACACCACAGACGCCACAUGAAGGGCCUGUGCGAUAUGCAGAUAUCAUGGGGAAUGCCAGAAAACCAGCUCCUUAUAUCCCUGGACAGGCGAGAAAUUUGGGCUUAGGGAUGAGAGGGCUAACGAGGAGAAAGAGUGUUCGGGGGAGGUCAGAUAGGUACCUUGGAUAGGUUUUAUAGACUGGCUAGAAGGGAGUUCUGGAUGGGUUCCUCAUUCUGUUUGAGUAUCGUGGCAUGGGAUCGGAGGGGGGUAUGGCGUUGGGACUAAGAUACCAUUUUGUCGUUUAUAUCGUGUCGUGCAUCUCCCAUGCUGAGAUGAAAACCUGGGACUACAUGCAUAAUCAUGCCGCAUAAGUAUAGGAGAAUAGAAGAAGAA